Molecule: messenger RNA, 675 nt
Organism: Solanum verrucosum
Lineage: Eukaryota; Viridiplantae; Streptophyta; Magnoliopsida; Solanales; Solanaceae
Product: paired amphipathic helix protein Sin3-like 2
Exons: 6
Coding region: 1-675 (224 amino acids)
Biological process (GO): negative regulation of transcription by RNA polymerase II
Cellular component (GO): histone deacetylase complex; chromatin
Molecular function (GO): transcription corepressor activity
Source: RefSeq, a predicted model, not a curated record
AUGUGUUGUAGUUCUUUCGAGUUUAGAAAGAGGGAAAGCAAAGAGACGAAAAGGAAAAGCAUGAGGCGAUUGGGUGGUGAUGUAUGUGGUUCAUCCCGUGGAGAAUCAUAUAAUCAAUCACAAUUUCAUGAAAGUGAUUUGAGCGAAAUACGAGAUGACAGUCAUAAAAAUAGUAAGCCAGAGUAUUAUGAUGCGCUCUCUUAUUUGAAGGAUGUUAAGGACAUGUUUUCUGACCAAGCAGAGAAGUAUAACAUGUUUCUUGAUGUUAUGACCGACUUUAAGAGAAAAAGAAUUGAUAUUGUUGGUGUCAUAGCAAAAAUAAAAGAAUUGUUUGAAGGUCAUCCUAGAUUGCUGCUUGGAUUUAAUCUUUUUUUGCCCAAUGGCUAUGAAAUAAUCCUCACGGAUGAAGACAAGAAGAAAACAGAUUUGGAACAAGCAAUCAGUUUAAUGAACAAAAUAAAGAAAUGUUUAGGAAAUGACUAUGAGUACAAAUCCUUCAUAAAUAUUCUAUCCAUGUGCAAGGAGUGUAAGAACGUCGAAGAGGUGAACCGUGAGGUUUCUGUACUUCUCAAGAAUCAUCCAGAUCUACUAGAUGAGUUCGCUAAAUUCUUGGUAGAUUCGUCUAUUGCCAAUUUGUUGUCUAACUUGGAUGACGAUAAAAUAUUGAAAAAGUGA